Messenger RNA from Hevea brasiliensis (rubber tree), 1670 nucleotides. Its product is annotated as cyclin-U1-1. The transcript is spliced from 2 exons. Gene Ontology annotation, biological process: regulation of cyclin-dependent protein serine/threonine kinase activity. The record is from RefSeq and is a predicted model, not a curated record. Gene Ontology annotation, molecular function: protein kinase binding. NCBI's taxonomy places the organism in Eukaryota, Viridiplantae, Streptophyta, Magnoliopsida, Malpighiales, Euphorbiaceae. Bases 828 to 1523 code for a protein of 231 amino acids.
AAUGAGUUCCAAGUCAAAUAUUCAACUCUCAACGAAUGAGAUCUCAUAUUUUUGCCGAAAAGUGUUCAUUCAUUGCAUUUUAAUUUUCAAUUUAUGUAAUUUUUUUAUUCAGAGGAAAAAGCUGUUCAACAUUUACAAAGCUACUAUAUACAUAUCUGAUCAUAAUCAUGCUCAGUUAUAUUGUUGAACCAAAGUUUAAGGUCCUUAAAGAACUGUUGUACACUGUGAAUCUGUGCUGUUAUAGUUUUCCCACAAGACAACCGCAGGAUAACUGUGAACAUUAUUAUUUUAUGGUCGUAGGAUUCAAUUCGCCAUAUGAAAUAUGCUUAUCACUUCCUGAUAAACACUUUUGGAUUAGAAGCUGAAAAUUUCCUGAAAGGUUACAUCAAAGUAAAACUUUUAUUUUGAGUUUUUGACAAGUCAUUAUAUUUGUCAGGGUACUAACAAACCAUUUCGCAGUUGUUUCUCUUUUUUCUGUUUUGUUCGGACGACACGCACCAUAUGUUUCUUGAAUUGUUGCUGUCCAAACAGUUUCAAUCCUCGUUCGGUUGUCAUCCUCAUCUGGGACCCUUGGCAAUCAAAUUGCUUGAAAGUAGUUUCCUCACCUCUCAGCCACAACUCCAUAUCCCUAUUUCUUCCAUACAUUGACAUCCAAUCUCAUCUAUUGAAGAAUUUUAGUUCCUCAGCUACGUGUCAAAAACCCAUUUCAUGAUUCCUACAAAGAGGAUAACAUAUGCACAUGCACACUUACAAUUCGGACAUUUUUAGCCAUCCAAAUGUCUCAAAACUCAAAAGCUCUCCCUUAACAUACUGUAAAUGACUUCUAAAUGUUAGCCACCGGGGAGCUCACUGCCAACAGCAUCAGGCAGCCAGAGCUGAGUCAGUCUGAGCAAACCACACCAAGAGUCUUAACCAUAUUAUCUACUGUGAUAGAGAAGCUAGUGGCUCGAAAUGAUCGACUUGUGGAUGGCUUGAACCAUCAGAUGAAUGGGAUGAGCUCUGGCUUGACUAGGCUUGGGAAGAGCUUAAACGCAUUUCAUGGUGUAAGAGCACCUAGUAUAAGCGUACAAAAAUACUUGGAGAGGCUAUACAAGUACACAAAUUGCAGCCCAUCCUGUUUUGUAGUUGGAUAUGUGUACAUGGAUAGGCUGGCUCACAAGCACCCUGACUCUCUUGUGAUAUCAUUGAAUGUGCAUAGGUUGCUGGUUACAAGUGUCUUGGUUGCUUCUAAGAUGCUGGAUGAUGUGCACUAUAACAAUGCAUUCUAUGCAAGAGUAGGGGGAGUGAGCAAUGCAGAAUUGAACAGGUUGGAAAUUGAAUUCCUGUUCCUCUUAGAUUUUGGAGUUAUGGUCAGUUCUCGAAUUUUUGAGAACUAUUGCUUGCACUUGGAAAAAGAGAUGAUGUUGAAUGUUGCAGUUCAGAAAAUUGAAAGAGUAAUACCCUCCAAUUCCUUGGAUGAUGUAACAGAAAUAUCAGUGGAAGAUACACAAAACUUGUCACCACCUCAAGUAGUAGUGGACUGACUCUUUUGAGUUAAUUUCUUUCCUUGUUCUCCCCUUCUUGCUUGUCUUUGUAAAAUUCUUGUAACUUCGGCCACGGAGUUGGAUAUUGACGCAGAUUUGGUAUCUAACAAAGCCGAAUGGCAAUAAAGAAUCUAUAUAACUGAUCUC